AUGCACAGGCUUCUUUCAAGUCGUGCACUGAGCCAUGUACUUGUAGCAUCGCUCCAACGAUUGGGGCCAUUUCCAAGUGUUGAAAUGAGGCGGGAUAGAUAUGCAAAAUCGGAACAAAAUGAACAGCCAGUCGUAAAUCGUCAACCACUGCGGUCGCCACCAUCAUCACCAACUUCAACUCGAUCCCAGAUGAUGGAAGGGAAGAAGGAUGAAAUAAUCGUCGAUAUUUACAUCAAACAAGAAAGUGGAGAUAGCGAAUGCUUUAUUUGUUUGUCUGAAUUCAAAGACCAGGAAUUGUUCCAGUGUCUUCAGGAUUGCAACCAUGGAUUUCACUUCGAAUGCAUCAAAAAAUGGUUAGAUAUCAGUCAAAUCUGCCCAUUGUGCCGCUGGAGUAUUGCCAUUGAACCAUGA
Molecule: messenger RNA, 411 nt
Organism: Olea europaea var. sylvestris
Lineage: Eukaryota; Viridiplantae; Streptophyta; Magnoliopsida; Lamiales; Oleaceae
Product: RING-H2 finger protein ATL79-like
Exons: 3
Coding region: 1-411 (136 amino acids)
Source: RefSeq, a predicted model, not a curated record